AUUGCGAUAUGUUUGCCUUACGAAGAAGAUUAUCAAUUUCGCAAAUAGAUCAUUUUCUAGAUAUUGGCAUCAUUAAAAAUUACUGCAAAAAUAAUGAUAGCAAAAGUUCACCACUUAAGGGUUUGUUAGAUAAUGCAGCUUCAUUCAAUGAUUUGAAUCCUAGUUGCCCUGAGCAGGAAUGGGCUACCCUUCCUUAUUUAGAAGGAACAAAAAUCAGAAAACAAGGAGAAUUUUUCAGAAAAGAGAAACAUGAUGCCAGAGAAACAUCCAUUAUUUUGUUUCCCGGACAAGGAACUCAAUAUGUGGGGAUGACCAAAAAUUUAAUGAAAUUUCCUAUAGUUCAAGAUCUUUUCGAACUUGCCAAUUAUAUACUCAAAUAUGAUUUGCAAAAACUGUGCCUUGAAGGUCCAAAAGAGAAACUAGACCAAACAAAGUAUGCACAACCAGCUAUUAUGGUUGCUUCUUUAGCAGCUAUUGAAAGACUGAAGGAAGAAAGGCCGAAUGCUGUAGAUAGAUGUGUAGCUACUGCUGGAUUCAGCUUAGGGGAGAUAACAGCAUUAGUAUUUGCUGGAGCUUUGGAAUUUGAAAAAGCUCUACAACUAGUACAAAUAAGAGCAGAAGCGAUGCAGAUGGCUUGUGAAACAUACAAAGGGGGAAUGGCAACAGUGUUUCUUGCCCCUGAUAGUAAACUUAACUAUUGUCUUCUCAAGGCAAGGCAGUGGGCUACAGACAAAGGAGAUCAGAUGCCCGAGUGUAGAAUUGCUAAUUAUUUGAAUCCUGGAUGCAAAGUUAUUGCAGGCAGUAUUUCGGCAUUAGAUUAUGUGGAAAAAAACUAUAAAGAAUUCAAUCUGAAAAAAGUCAAACGGUUACCAGUGUCUGGAGCCUUUCACAGUGAGCUUAUGCGACCUGCUGUGCAACCCUUCAGAGAAGCACUCAAUUCCGUGAAAAUUUCUGAUCCUGUAGUUACUGUUUAUUCCAAUGUGGAUGGUAAGAGGUAUAACUCUGCACUUCAUAUCAAGAAGCAACUACCCAGUCAAAUUGUGAAACCGGUAAAAUGGGAACAAUUGUUACACUACGUUUAUGAAAGAGGGGCAGAUGAUUAUUUUCCAAAAUCCUUUGAAUGCGGACCCGGACAAUCACUGAAAGCAAUGUUACAGAAAGUGAAUGCCAAAGCUUGGAACUACUGCUAUAGUAUAGAAGCUUGAUUAAUGUGUAUGAAUAAACUCUUUUAAUCAAA
Molecule: messenger RNA, 1237 nt
Organism: Coccinella septempunctata (seven-spotted ladybird)
Lineage: Eukaryota; Metazoa; Arthropoda; Insecta; Coleoptera; Coccinellidae
Gene: beg
Product: probable malonyl-CoA-acyl carrier protein transacylase, mitochondrial
Exons: 4
Coding region: 9-1205 (398 amino acids)
Molecular function (GO): transferase activity
Source: RefSeq, a predicted model, not a curated record